GAGAUACAUGUACUUGUGAAGUAGACCUGCGCUAGCUGUGUCCUGCUCAAAGUCUUCGGUCUUCUUCUCUCCACCGUGUACACACAUGAGAUCACUGCUUAAUUUUUAUCUUAUACACAAACAAAACAAAAGGCAGGGCCGCCGGGUUUGUCCCAGUCAAUUGUCGAAUUCUUAGAUAGACAAUAUAUGGUAGCUUCCUCCGUUUGGGUCAUCGUCGGCGUGACCGGUUCAUUCCGGCGGCCAGGGACCUGCAACUGCAAGGAUGGCGGACGUGGUUAGCAUCCCCAGGGAGAUCCUUCGCCUUGCGCUGGCGAUCAGGCAGGCGGCCGAGACGGUGAGGCAGAACAGGGAGGACUGCUUCGAGAUCCAGCAGUGCGUGAGCAGGGUCCACGGCAUCCUGUCCUUGGCUGCGCACGCCACGGGCACGGGCACGGACAUGGUAGCGAACUCGGCGGUGAGCGCCGCGCUGGGGGACCUGGAACGGAGCCUCCGCCGCGCCCUCGACCUCGUCACCACCUGCCAGCAGAGGAGCACCCUUUGCCAUUGCUUCACGGCCGGGAGGCUCUCGGCGCAGCUGCUUCGGGUCCAGCGGGACAUCGCCAACCAGCUAUCGAUCGUAAACUUCGCCCAGGUCACCCUUCUCAUCACUACUAGGCGUGUUCCACGAGAGGAUCCCGUUUACCGACCCGUCGAGCUCUGGGACUACUGGAAGAACCAAGAGAAUGAUUUUGUUCAUAUACCUCCAACACCAAGUGGUGAAGAUGGGGGCUAUGAUUCGAUCCACAUCUGCGUGGAAAUGACAGCUGCUGUAUCAUCACGAUUCAGAGUGUUCAGCAUGGCUGAGCUGGAGGCCGCUACAGAUGACUUUUCAUGUGAGCAUGUGAUCCACGAUGGCGACCGUGUUACCGUCUACAAGGGUCUAUUACUAGACGGGAGGGUGAUUGCCAUCAAGAGAUCUCAUGAUGAAAAGAAGGGUCUUCUUUUUCUAGUGCAUCUCCAGCACAAAAACGUAGUUUCAUCUAUAGGGCACUGCCGUUAUGAACAGGGGGAGAUGGUGGUCGAAGAGUAUAUGCCCAACGGAACUUUGUCCGAGAUGAUCAAUGAGAGGCCACAACAGCUAGAUUGGUCCUUCAUGUUGCAGACGGUUCGAGGGAUCGCAGAGGGCGUGGCUUAUCUCCAAACCAUGCGUGUCGUGCAUCCGGAUUUGAAGCCUGCCAACAUCUUCUUUGAUUCUGAUAUGAAUCCAAAGAUAGGUGGGUUUGGAAGGUCUAAACUUUUGCUGGAACAAGGUGUCACCGAAACCAAGACAGAAGAGUUACUGGGCACAGUGGGCAACAUACCUCCUGAGUAUAUCACUGAUGGCAUUAUCUCCAUGAAGAGCAACGUUUUCAGCUUCGGCGUCCUCUUCCUCCGUAUUAUUAGUGAGAUGAGAGGCCCUGUACUAAACCAACAUCCAAUUGCAUGGGCUUUGGAGGUCUGGGAUGCUCGACAUAUGGAGUCAUUUGAUCCGUUAUCGCCAGAUCAGUCUGAGCGAAAGGAAAGAGAGAGGUGCAUCUGCAUCGGACUGUUGUGUACCCAAAUGGAUCCUCGUGACCGGCCAACUAUGCCACAUGUUCUUGCGAUGCUAAACAGCGAGGAAGAAUGGCCAACCCCAGAGCUAUCUGCUGGCUUCCUUGGAAUAAGAAGUGCAGAGCAGGAGCGGCCGUGGUGGAGGAGCAGCUGGUGGAAGAGGAGGUCUGACGGUAGGAGCUGGUCGUUGUUGGAGAAGACACGUUGAAAGUCCUCGGCACACAGACUGUGUGCUUUACAUAUCGCUACUAGUGUAACGCCGAUGACAAUCGUAUCAACUAUCACAUUGUUACCAUAUACUCAUAUACUGUACUAAAUAAUACCAUGCGCGUUGCUGAGGAAA
Messenger RNA from Hordeum vulgare subsp. vulgare (domesticated barley), 1912 nucleotides. RefSeq names its product cysteine-rich receptor-like protein kinase 10. The transcript has 7 exons. Gene Ontology annotation, molecular function: protein kinase activity; ATP binding. NCBI's taxonomy places the organism in Eukaryota, Viridiplantae, Streptophyta, Magnoliopsida, Poales, Poaceae. The record is from RefSeq and is a predicted model, not a curated record. The coding region runs from base 263 to 1777 and encodes 504 amino acids. Gene Ontology annotation, biological process: protein phosphorylation; cell surface receptor signaling pathway.